Messenger RNA from Phasianus colchicus (ring-necked pheasant), 1991 nucleotides. RefSeq names its product arsenite methyltransferase (gene AS3MT). NCBI's taxonomy places the organism in Eukaryota, Metazoa, Chordata, Aves, Galliformes, Phasianidae. The record is from RefSeq and is a predicted model, not a curated record. Gene Ontology annotation, cellular component: cytosol. Gene Ontology annotation, biological process: arsonoacetate metabolic process; toxin metabolic process. Gene Ontology annotation, molecular function: arsenite methyltransferase activity.
GGGAUGUUUGUGCCCUGGGGGUUCCUGGUACUUGGAUCAAAGCAGCCCUCUGGAACAGUUUCCCUGGAGCUUCUUGAGAGUAAAAGAGCUGUCCCAGCCACUACCAUGCUGCAGCUAUGUGUGCUGCCAGUCACCCUGACCAGUGUGGAACAGCAUGGCAUACUCCCUCCUGCUUCAGCUCCAGGGUCUUCCUGUGGACAGUGUCCUUGUUGCAGAUGGCUUACUCCCCACCGGAGCUCCCAUCUGCAGGGGUUGGAACAUCACCCUGUGGUCUCCCUGCAUUUGGGGCAAGCAGGAGGCUGGGAUGGGCUGUGCUGUGAGAGGGACACAGCUGGAUGAGAAUGGCUGCAGAUGCUGGCAGCAGGCAGGGCUGUGUGCCAGGGUUUGAGGCCUGCUGGGAACUGACCUUGGGCGGAAGCAGAGAGCUGGGGCGGAGCGUGGCUGAGCUGCAGCUGGAAGCAGUAAGGCACACUUCAGGGUGCUGGGCCCUGUCCCACAGGGGACCCUGGGAGACAUUGUGGAAGGAGGAUUUGCCCUACAGGGAUAUCUCUGGCAGGGGUGGGGUUGGGGUGUUUCAACUGGAGCGUUAGCAAGGGGUGCUCUUCCCACUAGGAUGCGGGUCUGGGGCCUCCCUGGGGUUGUCAGACGGAGGCAAGGGAAGUGGUUUUGUAUUUUGAGGAGGGGCUUUGUUAAGGCCCUGUAGUGGUGCCCAUGGUAGUGGCGUUGGCACCAGCUCUGUGCUCUGUUGCUGCAGUGGCUGCCCCGUGCAGGGAUGGCGCCCCUGAGGACCAAAUCUCCCGGGACCAGAUCCACCACGAGGUGCAGGAUUACUAUGGCAGAGAGCUGCAGAAGUCAGAGGACCUGAAAACCAACGCUUGCAUCACACCGACCAGGCCUGUUCCCAAGGCAGUGAGGGAUGCUCUGCAGCGUGUCCAUGAGGAGGUGGUGGCCAGGUACUAUGGCUGUGGCCUGGUCAUCCCCGAGUGCCUGGCGUCCUGCCGGGUCCUGGACCUGGGCAGUGGCAGCGGCAGGGACUGCUACAUGCUGAGCCAGCUGGUGGGGGAGCAGGGCCAUGUCACCGGCAUCGACAUGACUGAGGCACAGGUUGAGCUGGCGAAGAAGCACAUUGCCUAUCACAUGAAGAAGUUCGGCUACCAAAAGCCAAACGUGGAAUUCCUCCAGGGCUACAUGGAGAACCUUGGUGAUGUUGGGCUGACUGAUGAGAGCUAUGAUAUUGUCAUCUCCAACUGUGUGAUCAACCUCGCCCCUGACAAGAGGGCUGUGCUUCGGGAGGCCUACCGUGUGCUGAAGCCUGGAGGAGAGAUGUACUUCAGUGAUGUCUAUGCCAACCAGCACCUGAAUGAAGCCGUGAGGAAGCACAGAGUGCUGUGGGGAGAGUGCCUGGCAGGAGCCCUGUUCUGGAGAGACUUGUACAGCAUUGCCAAGGAGGUGGGUUUCAGCCCUCCGUGCCUGGUCACCGCCAGUCCCAUCACUGUCAGCAACAAGGAGCUGGAGAGAAUCAUUGGUGACUGCUGCUUCGUCUCUGCCACGUUCCGGCUCUUCAAGGUGCCAGGGAGCAGCCAGGCUGGGCCAGGCCAGGUCAUCUACAAUGGUGGGAUUGUGGGGCAUGAGCGAGAGCUGGUGUUUGAUGCCAACUUCACCUUCAAGGAAGGAGAAGUGGUGGAUGUGGAUGCUGAAAUGGCUGCGAUAUUGCGGAGCUCCAGGUUUGCGGACAAGUUCCUGAUCCGGGCUGGUGGAACCGACGGUGCUGCACCACAAGGCUGCUGUCAUGGGAAGAUGAAGGAGAAGAUCUGUGACCCCUUCCUGCUGCUGCACCAGCAGGCAGCCCCAGCUCCUGCCUGUGGUGCUGCCAGGACCUGCGGGCCGCAGGGCUGCUGAGUGGAGAGCGAUGUCCCCACAGCGUUGGGAGCCGGGGAGCUGCGGCUUCACCGGAGGGAAAAUAUAAAGAAAUAGUUGAGGAGUGUGGCUGA